Molecule: messenger RNA, 936 nt
Organism: Leptopilina heterotoma
Lineage: Eukaryota; Metazoa; Arthropoda; Insecta; Hymenoptera; Figitidae
Product: nacrein-like protein P1
Exons: 2
Coding region: 299-718 (139 amino acids)
Source: RefSeq, a predicted model, not a curated record
UUUAUUCUAUUUUUUAAAUGUCGUUUUUUUUACUUUGUAUUGGGUAAACGAUCGCAUUCCCACAAAUCACUGUAAAUUUGAGAGAUUAUAAUUGAUAAUCUUAUCUUAUCGACGCUAUGCGAGAAUUCAAUUUGUUAAAAAUAUUUUAUUUUUCUUGUAAUGAUGUGUAGUAAUUUUAGAAAGUAGUGUUGAGUGUGUGACUACCUGUGAGUGAUUUUAAAGUCUAGUUUUCUAAAAAAAAAGUUUUUACGAAAAGAAAAGAAAAUCAAAAAAGAAAAAAAAGAAAACAGACAUUAAAAUGAAUAAAUGUUCAAGUUCAACUAGUACGUGUGCUUGCGCCAGUACUCAAAUAAAAGAAAACAGAUCAUCGAGAGAAAUUAUUUUCGGAUGGGAUAGAUUCAGCACAAUAGCGUCUCUUAUUUUAAUUGUUGCUUUCAUUACCUGGAGUGUUAUUUUCUUCCUGUCAAUUGAUAAUCACAGUGGUCACAGUGCUGAUGGGGGUCAUGGUGACCAUGGCGAUCACGGCGAUCACGGAAGUGAUGGUGACCAUGGUGAUCACGGCAAUCAUGGAAAUGAUGGUGACCAUGGUGAUCACGUCGAUCAUGGAAGUCAUGCUGGGCACGAAGACAGUAAAGAUCAUAGCAAUCUUCACUUUAUUCCAUUAAUGUCGAAAUUUCAUUUGGCAGCAGAUCAAGAGAAGAUGAAUUUCGGUCAAUAAAGGCCGAGAAGUGGUUUACUGUCAACAACCUAAGAAACAAGAAGAUUGGAGUCGAAUUUCUGAAAAGUUACCUAAUGUUUAACCCAUUUUUAUCAAACUUUGAAAGUCAACAGUCCCUUUGUUUACAAUACCUGUCGAUUGCAACUUAACUUAAAAUUUCGAAGUUCGAAAUUUAAAAUUGAUACAAGUGAUUAGAUGCAUUUUAAAAAUUAUUAAAU